UUAAUUACCAUAUGAUACGAAUCAUAAAUAACAACGAAAUAUAGUUUGUUGGUUUCGGUUAGACAAUUGGAUUUAUGCAACUCGAAUCUUAAAGUUCCAAAGUUGUGUCAUAAUGAGAGAAAUAUGUCAUAUCCAAGCCGGCCAAUGUGGCAAUCAAGUCGGAUCUAAAUUUUGGGAGGUGAUUUCUGACGAACAUGGAAUUGAUCCGACGGGGACCUAUCACGGUGAUAGCGACUUACAAUUGGAGAGGAUUAAUGUGUAUUAUAACGAAGCAACUGGGGGUAAGUAUGUACCAAGAGCCGUACUUGUAGAUCUCGAACCCGGUACGAUGGAUUCGACUAGAUCAGGUCCUUUCGGUCAAAUUUUCCGACCAGACAAUUUUGUCUUUGGGCAGUCUGGUGCUGGGAACAACUGGGCGAAAGGGCAUUAUACCGAAGGCGCCGAAUUAGUGGAUUCUGUAUUGGAUGUCGUGAGAAAAGAAGCGGAAAGUUGCGAUUGCUUGCAGGGAUUCCAACUUACACAUUCUUUAGGCGGGGGCACUGGGUCUGGAAUGGGAACGUUAAUAAUCUCGAAGAUUAGGGAAGAAUAUCCAGACAGAAUAAUGAAUACGUUCAGCAUCGUGCCAUCGCCAAAAGUGUCCGAUACGGUAGUGGAACCGUACAACGCGACACUUUCCGUCCAUCAGCUAGUCGAGAAUACUGACGAAACUUUUUGUAUAGACAACGAGGCAUUAUACGAUAUUUGCUUCAGAACUUUGAAACUCACGACUCCAACUUAUGGUGACCUGAACCAUCUGGUUUCUGCCACAAUGUCCGGAGUCACUACGUGCCUAAGAUUUCCUGGCCAACUCAAUUCAGAUCUGAGGAAACUGGCAGUCAACAUGGUCCCUUUUCCCAGAUUGCACUUUUUCAUGCCCGGGUUCGCUCCUUUGACGUCGCGAGGCUCGCAGCAGUAUCGAGCACUUACAGUACCAGAACUGGUCCAGCAGAUGUUCGAUGCGAAAAACAUGAUGGCAGCAUGCGAUCCUCGACACGGACGGUACCUCACAGUAGCAGCUAUCUUCAGAGGGAGAAUGUCCAUGAAAGAAGUGGACGAGCAGAUGUUGAACGUCCAAAAUAAGAAUUCGUCUUAUUUCGUCGAAUGGAUCCCCAAUAACUGCAAAACGGCCGUCUGCGACAUCCCGCCACGAGGUUUGAAAAUGGCAUCCACCUUCAUUGGAAAUACGACCGCAAUCCAAGAGCUUUUCAAACGAGUAUCCGAACAGUUCACUUCCAUGUUCCGGAGGAAGGCCUUCUUACAUUGGUACACCGGAGAGGGAAUGGACGAAAUGGAGUUCACAGAAGCUGAAUCAAAUAUGAAUGACUUAGUGUCAGAAUAUCAGCAAUACCAAGACGCAACUGCAGAAGAAGCCGGCGAAUUUGACGAGGAUGAAGACAACGUCGAAGAAGUUUAAAUUAUCGAGUAAUUGUAUCAUUCAAAUUUUCUUUUUUUUUACAUAUAAACCUACGGAAAUAAUAACAUUCAAAAAUUAUAAUUUUCUUGUUUGUUCAAUCGUGUGAAUUUAUUCACUUAUUUCACUCUUUAAUUAUAAUUUAUUUCUACAAAAACUUA
Messenger RNA from Cimex lectularius (bed bug), 1611 nucleotides. RefSeq names its product tubulin beta chain-like. The record is from RefSeq and is a predicted model, not a curated record. The transcript has a single exon. Gene Ontology annotation, cellular component: cytoplasm; microtubule. Gene Ontology annotation, biological process: microtubule cytoskeleton organization; mitotic cell cycle. Bases 113 to 1453 code for a protein of 446 amino acids. Lineage: Eukaryota; Metazoa; Arthropoda; Insecta; Hemiptera; Cimicidae. Gene Ontology annotation, molecular function: structural constituent of cytoskeleton; GTP binding; GTPase activity.